AUUCGCCCAAUCUAAUCGUUAACAAAGGCUGCGUCUCCAGUUGUCCUCGUCGUCGAGAAUCAGGUACUUUCACAUUUUAACUUGAAUCUCUCCAACAGAGGACAGAGCAUUCGGCGUAGUCUCUGUCUCGACGCGCUUUAGACAACGAAACUGCAAGCUGCCGCGUAAAGUUACCUUCUCCUGCCUUUGUUUCUACUCGUCCGCGAAAUCCCCCAAUUUCCAAAGGUGUGCCGUCCAUACUUGCGCGCGAACACGAACAAUAUUCUCCACGUGUAUAUCGAAAACGCGGUACUCCUGUGCCCUCCUGUGACUCCCGGGCUGCAACAACGUUAACACUAGCGAACCAGCGACCAUUAACGAUCCAUUUCUGCCUCAGAGGGAUCAAAUGUUUAUUUCUUUCUUUCUUGUUUAAUUCAGCUUAAAAAUACGUUACCGUUAUAAAAAUACGUUCGUUACGAACGCACGCGUUAUAGAUUUCAGUAAUUUUUAGGAAAAAUUACAAAACCCGUCAGGUAGUUCUAAUGUUAAUACGUUUACACAAGAAGCAGCACGCAAGUGGGAAUCAGACGGCCGCAUUUAAAGUCGAACGCGCGUCCUGAGUAUCAUUCUGUGUGAUAACACCUUCCAAUCUAACUCGCAUCGAUCUGUCCCUUCGAGGUUGCACAUCCAUCAUAAGCGGAAAUGAAGAAAUUGAGGGAAACUCAGGAAAAUCUAUGGUAAGAGACAAAUCGUCGUGUACAGUAAACGAAGGGAAUAAACGCGCAUAUGUACGCAUUACGACGCUCUCGCACAUGCGAAGGAACGUAUUAAGGUCCGUGGAUGGUACGCACGUUGUACGUGGCGCGUAGCGGUACGUGCGUCCGACGGGUAGCCGAUUCCGCGGCGCGAACAGAAACGACAGUGGUGCUCAGAGGACGAAGAGAGGGAGAGAGGAGUCGGCAAGAGGGGCAAACGGAAAGGGAGAACCCCGGUGGGGUGGCUGCAAGCAGCAGCAGCAGCAACGAGCAAUGGGAAGGGGAGAAAGGAGAUAGAGAGGCCGAGCGAGCAAGCGAGAGAGAGAGAGAGAGAGAGAGAGAGAGAGGAACAGACAGACAGAGAUAGAGAACGAGAGAGAGAGAGAGAGAGAGCCGACUUCGGACCAGCAUCGCUGUGAGAUCUUGUUCGCUGUAACGCACUAUGAGGGAAACCCCGCCCCCUGUGAGGCAAGCGAACCUGCCGAUUGGUCGAGAGGAAUGAUGGCAGGCGCUGUUGCCAAUCGAUUGCCGUGAGCGCUCGAGCCUGGUCCGUCGUUCGGUUGCGAUUCCCACUCCGGCGAGGAGAGUGACUCCGUGGAGGGGAGGCGCGCAAAAAGUAAAGGUGGGGAACGGCCACCUUCGGCAGGAAGUGAGCUUCGACCCCAAGGAGUAUAGCAUAAAUGCUCAGACUGUUUCGUUCUCCGGUGGAGAGUGGAGGUCGCAUCUCUUCUUCUGCAUCGGGUUCUAAACGUAGUCGUUUCCAGCACGCUGGAACAGUGUAGUGAUAUCGUCGGAUUGUCAUUCGAAGAGGACCGCGUCGGAGCGCGCCCGCGUUUGGCAUCGUGCGUCGUUGCCGCACAGUCGUGACGCGAUUCGUCGAGCGUGCCGCAGCCCGCAGCCAGUCAGAGUGGCUAGCGAGAGACGGAGAGUGGCGAGAGACACUAGAGCGGUGAGGGGAAGAAAGUAAGUAGUGGCCGUCAGUUCUCACUUGGACUCUGUGACCUGCGGAUCGUGUGAGUAUCUCUCCUCGGCUGCGUGUUAGUCGAAAGCGAUCCGUGCGCAGGUGACGGCACACUUCGCGAGUCGAGCUGUAGUUGGGACGUAGCUGACCGAUGGUAUGGUGAUCGGGAAGUGCUUUCUGUCAAUGUCGGGUUCUCAGAGACGAGUAGUUAGACCGUGAACAACAUCCAAGGACAAGAACCCGGCCGUGUCUUUUACGGAAUGUGCGAUAGUGCUUGUCGCAUCGUGCGGACAGUGCGCCCGUGAUCACGCGAUUGGACCUUGUGUUCUUAUCUGCCGAAGAUAGGGUUGGCCCCCCCUUUUGAUGAGGGCCGCUCACCAGUGAUCUGCAGUUUCAAGCAGUGAUCAUUGAGAGGCAGGAAAGCUUCGUGAGUGACAGUAGAACUUAACGGGUCACUUUCAUGUCAUCGCUCGACGCGCGCAGGUGUACGUCGAGGAAGUGACGGUGAAGUAAACCGGGCGACCAUCAUUCCGGACGAUCACCGGUUGCUGCGUGACAGACCUUCGGCGUGCUGCGUCGAUUUUCUUGACGUCGAGAGGUAACAGAAAAGGACGGCAAGCUGUACGGGCACAGGGAGGAAGACAUGCUCACGAUGGAGACGGACCUGAAGGGCGGCAGUUUGCACGGUCAGAUGCCACCGCAUCCGCAGGGUGUAUCACCGAUGGGACACCACGCCGGCAUGCCCGCUUAUGGCACCCUCGGCUCGAUCGUGCACAGCCCGGCGCUGUCGGGAAGUCCGCCUGGCGCGACCGGCCUCGGCAUGGGCCUGCAGCAUCACCAUCAGGCCCAGCAACACCACCCCUACUCGUCCAUGCAGGCUGCCGCGGCCGCUGCCGUAGCUGUGCAGCAGCAGAACAUGCACGCGAUGGCGGCUCAGAACGCCCAUCAACAGCAUCAUCCGCAUCAGUCGCAGCAGCAACAGCAGCAAUCGCAGAACCAGCAUCAGCCGAACAAUCACAGCGGUAGCAGCAGUAAUCCCAGCAGUAACCCUGCCAACAACAAGAACAACAACAUGGACCGCGUGAAGAGGCCGAUGAACGCCUUCAUGGUGUGGUCGCGCGGUCAACGGCGCAAAAUGGCACAGGAGAAUCCAAAAAUGCACAAUUCGGAGAUCUCCAAGCGACUCGGCGCCGAAUGGAAGCUGCUGAGCGAGCAGGAGAAGCGCCCGUUCAUCGACGAGGCGAAGCGGUUGCGCGCGGUGCACAUGAAGGAGCACCCCGACUACAAGUACCGGCCGCGACGUAAGACAAAGACGCUGCUCAAGAAGGAAAAGUUCACACCGGCCGGCAUGGCUGCCGUCGGCGGCAUGCUCGGCGUCGAGCAACGGCAGGUAGGAGCCGGCGGUGGGCCGCAAUCGUCCUCGUUGACUCGGGAUAUGUAUAUGGUGCAACAGACCAACGGCUACAUGCCCAACGGACACGCCACUGCCCACCACUAUCUGAUGCACGACCCGACGUCGGCGACGGUUGCAGCGGCGUAUCAGCAGCACCAGGCGGUGGCGUACAGCGGCCAUAUGAGCGGUGCCGCGGCCACCGCGGCAUCCUACCCGAGAUACCCGGACGCGAUGAGCCACCACAUGAGCGGCGGUAGCCCCAGCCCGAUCAACAGCUACAUGAACGGUUACACCAGUGGCUACGCAAGCACCACCGUUCCGGGCGGCUCGCCCUCGCCCUAUCACCAAGCGCAACCGGGCUCCCAGAUGUCCAGUCACAGUCCAAGCGGCAGCAGCAUAAAGUCCGAGCCGACGAGUCCAGCCAGCGGCGGCAUACACACGCCAACGCCGACGGGGCCGACGUCGGCGGGUGCGGCCGCCAGCCAGGUGGUGAAACGGGAGUACAUGGGCCAGCAGCAGCAACAACCCAACCAGCAGACGCAGGGUGAUCUCAGGCAGAUGAUCUCGAUGUACUUGCCGCAGGGGGUCGAGCAAGGAGUCGUACAUCACAGCACGGCCGUCUACUCGCCCGGUCCGUCGCCGGAGGCAUUGACGCAACACCAAGUCCCUGUGCCGCACCUCCAGCAUAUGAUGGCUACUUAAGAGACCGAAAGAGACACACAGACAGAGUGACAGAGGGAGGGAAAAUGCCAAACAUGGAUAAUCAGCUGUGCGGAUAAAAUAAGGAAAAGAAAAAUACAAAAACAAAAAGCUAUGCAGAGAGUGCGAGAGAAGAGCCAAGACACACAGAGCGAAAUAGGCAGAUACGAAGGAAGGAGAGAAGAUGAGUGAAGAGAGGAGAGGAGAGCCCAACUAGAUCAGGAGAGUGUCUCGCAGCUUUAAAACAAUUUCCGCAGGACCACGAGGAAAAGGCAGGAACGAAAGGACCUCUCGCACUUUGCGCGCUCAAGAAAAAAUAAAGAAAAGGAAGAAGAUUUGUUUAAUAGCACAAGUGUAAUUAAUUGCGAUAAGAAGACUUCCCUUAUUCCUUUAACCGAAAAAAUCGCGCAACCGAAAAAUGUUUUGCUCUAAGUGAGAACUUGAAAGAAGUGAAACUAAAGUGUUGUAUAAAGUCAGGUUUAGUGUUCCUGGUUUUCAUGUCCGGCCAAGCUCUGCUUUGUCUUAAGUCGUAAAUAAUCAGUGUUGCGGGUCCGACAGCGCGCUGACAAUUCUUCGAGGACGCAACGAAUCGAAUUUGUACUUUGUUCAUUCACCAUGCGAGGAAAAUAAUAAUACAAACGAUAUCAUUCAAUGAGACUCGAACAGUUACAUCAACGUGAUAGCGACGGCCGUAAUGAUGAGAGAUUCACGAAGAUGUUGUGAACGACAAAUCUCGAGGACGCCGAGGUCGAGACGAUCUCUCGCCCUGGGUUUCUCUCGUUCCCUCGACGAAGCUUAUCGCGAGGAAUUUGUCGUUGACUGUGAAACGAAAUUUUGACAAUGGUGCUAAUCGGCGUAUACGUUGUAAGUAUCGUAUAAUUGACUUUGGUGGCAUGCAAUAAGUAUAACGCGUGAGAAAUGGAGAUUGUAUCAUAUAUUGAAUAUAAAAUAUCACGAUACAUAGAGCGGGGCCUGAGUAAUUUUAAUUUGUACGAGGUGUAGAGAAUGGGGCGCACCCAUUAUAUGGACCUUGGAAAUAUGUAAUAUCAUAUUCAAGUGUAAAUGCGAAAGGAAUAUGUGUAUAUAUGUAAAUAUAAGUUACUAUAAAAUCUGAGAGAGAGGUAUAUACAUAUAAAUAUAUUAAUUAUAUUCUCCGUUUCCUUUGAUAUUAGAUAUUUAAAAGCCAAUUAUAUUAAAUCGCGUUGCCGUUUUACCGGAGAAUCGGCGCUGUCUCACAAUGUACACGCUGUCACACAAUGUAUAUAAUAAAUAAAUAAAUGAUACGCAAACUAGAAAUAGACGCAAUAUCGAUUUCCCCGGUAUAUGAACUCACCGAAUUAUACAAGUCGUUGUAACUACGUGUAAAUACGCGCGAUACGUUUGAGGCUUAUUUUUCUUUCUUUUCUACAAUUGGCCGCUUCGUGAACGCGUCGUCGAACCAGUGCGAAUCGCGAUCCGAUGAUUCGCUCGCGUCGUGAACAAAAUCCUCAUGCUGUUAUAACGCCUCGAGCUUGCAACACAGCAGGGUUGAGCGCUCAGUUUGCCGUUACUCGCGGAACAUCCAGAUCAAAACUCGAUGUUCCGCGCGUAUUACACGCGUAGAUGUAUGCGGAUCAUCAUCAAUGUACAUACACGAGGAGAGGAUAAGCAACCAAUCAAAAAUCGUCUGCGCGAAAGAAUGUUAGAGGUAAUUUAUUCUAUAUAAUACGCACACACGCACACACGAUACAUAUGUUAUAUAUUAUAUAAUCUUUAUCGAUAUAUUAUAUAAUAUAUAAUAUAUAUGUUAUUAUUAUUAUUGUAUUAUUAUUAUUAUUAGCAAUAUAUUUUGCACUCCGUACUUUUCGAGGCAAUAAUUUAAGUCUUGACUUGGCAUAAUGUAUGUUAAACGCGAUAUACGGUCGACCUUAAGUAGACGUAAGAGAGAAAACAGUGAAGAGAAAAGGUGAAAAAAAUUCCGAGAAGACACAAGAGAGGUUGUGUGAACCGACAUUGUGGAAAACUUUCUUUAGUAGCGCCGACAGAUUCCUCGAGUUGAGCUCCGUCUGGAGGAUCAACCAAUCUCGCGGCGAUCACGAUCGAUCGUUGACGUUUAUGGUGCUCAUAGUGUGUUCACCGAUAUUCUACCUGGUCGCGCGUUCCACUCGCCGCCGGAACUCGCGUGAUGUUCGCUUCGGGAUUCUCGUAUUCGCAGUCGCGAAUGUCGACUCUCGUUAUCAACAAUCGUCGUCCUUGCACGGUCAUUUUCUUUUUUACUUCUUAACACUGCACGCAGUCAGCUAAACGAAGGUUGCAGCACUUUUCCCCGAUUUGACCUUCGCCACGCAUUUCGUAUUCAGUAAGAAAGUAUAUCUCCUGAGAAUGACCAUAGAAGGCCCAUAUUAAUAAUUGUCAGCGGAAACAUGUCCCAUGUGAGGCUUUUAUUCACAGUCGGACUCAGAUUUUUCAGUAGACGUGUAUUAUAUAUGACAUUUGUAUCUAUAAUCGCGAUUCGAUCGAAAGACUCUCAUUUAACUCUAAGACUCGUAUUAAUAGCAACCGAAAGUGAAAUACUCAGAUUUGAAUUUAGAGUUAGAUGUGAGUGUUUUCUAAAUCAUGAACAAAUGUGUCGCAUAUGUUAUAUGAUUCAAAUGAAAAAAUCUCAAAACUAAUUUAAUCUCUAAAUAUCUCACGUAAAAGACAAGUUUCAGGUGACGAUAAUUGUUAAAAUUUGUUUCAAAUGAGAUCCCCAGGUCCAAAUUUAGAGUUAGAUAUGAGUUUUUCAGUUAAAUCGUGAUUACACAUGCAUAUGUUAUCCAAUUUGAACAGGAAAUUUAAACCCAAUUCUAAAUUCAAGUCAGAAUAUCUUAUGUGAAAGACAAGUUUUAAGUCAGUGUUAAUACAAGCUUGAGCAUAUCAAUAAUAAUUGCUUCAAACGAGAUACACGAAAUCUGAAAAUAUCGAGUAUCUUACUUUAAUAUGGACUCAAAUGCUAAUUUAAAUAUCUUAAUUGAGACGAUUUUCUAGUAAUAAUUAUUUGCAUAAACUUGGAAAACAAAUUCUCUUAUGGAAUACGUUGCGAGGAUUCUUCUCAUAGGGGAGAAUUGCUGCAACCUUCAGUCGAUUGUACGAUGUGACUACUUCUUUAACGGUAUGUUUCUACGUGAGAAAAGGGAAAAUCCGACGAAUUCGCGCGACUAACUUAACUGUCGCGAACGAUACUACCGUUGCCGCACUGAUACAGCCAUUGUAAUAGCGUUUGCUCGAUCGAUCGAGGUGUACAGCGCGAAGGAUCUAACCGAGAAUCGAGAUCAGUGCUCGCCGAUAUCUCCGAUUCAGUGUGUGAUAAGAAAAAUAAAAAAAAGCGCAGUGUGUGAUAAGAAAAAUAAAAAAAAGCGCAGAAAUUCAGAGUUCUCGAACAUGACGAAAACGAGAAGGAAGAAGAGGUGCGUAUUGCACAGUAACGAUAUAAUUCCAUGUAAUGAUAACCGUGCGUAAGUUUGUCAAUCGCGAAACUAAUCGAGCGGGAUAUCGGAAAGCAGUGCUUUCGUUUGUCGUUGUGCGACUCGCCUGCGAAAGGGAAAAAAAGAAAAAGAGGGAAACAUGAGUAAGAGAGGACAAAUUGGAGGAUGAGAAAGAAACAGGAAAAGCGUAGGGACACGUGCCUCCCGACGUUUUCCGAUGUCGCGCAGAAAAUGUGUACUUUCCGUCGCGAAGCGUUCCCUUGACGAUGAGAACGUCGCGCGACGGAAACGCGACGUCGUCGCUUCUCGUGAUCGUUGUUUGCUGUCGGUGGAUAUUUCGGCUCGCCUUCAAGCUUGCGAUAUUCGCGGACUCGAGAUUCGUCAAGGCGCGCGCGACAUCGCGCGACAUCGAUAUCUCUGUUGCAAGAGAGCAGCGGAUUCCGUUACAGCAAGCAACGGCGCGUGUGUGUACAUAAAUGUAUAAGUUAUACAAAUCUGUAGCAAGUAAGGGGGACACCUGUGUAUAGAGAAAGUCGCUGCUCUUCUUAAGCGUUCACCGUUGCUUGUUUCUGCAAAAUUUUUCGCCGAGAGGGACGUCUUCUUGCCUCCUCGGCAGAAGAGGAGUGUCUGUCACGAGCACAGCCCCCUUGUACAUAGGAUAUCAGCGUGAGCUCCACGAUGUACAUAGAUCUAUGAUGUAUGUUUUACGCGAACUCUCUUUACGAUGCACGUUAAAAUAUGUUAUUAUACAUACGUCUCUACAUGCAUAUAUAGAUAUUGAGAAUUAAAAAUUCAAUUGUGUUUUUCAA
Molecule: messenger RNA, 8039 nt
Organism: Odontomachus brunneus
Lineage: Eukaryota; Metazoa; Arthropoda; Insecta; Hymenoptera; Formicidae
Gene: SoxN
Product: transcription factor Sox-1a
Exons: 2
Coding region: 2339-3790 (483 amino acids)
Biological process (GO): regulation of DNA-templated transcription; cell differentiation; anatomical structure morphogenesis
Molecular function (GO): RNA polymerase II cis-regulatory region sequence-specific DNA binding; DNA-binding transcription factor activity, RNA polymerase II-specific
Source: RefSeq, a predicted model, not a curated record